ACUUCCUACUUUCUCAGUGUUUGUGUACUGCUCUUGCUGCAUGAAAUAGACCAUAACACACGCAUUUUCCUAACAUUUACGGCAGUAUGAACACGGAGCAGUCGGCUGAAAACCACUGUAGUGAAAAUAAGUGUUCAGUUUCGACGCCGGAAGGGAACGACUUGAAGACAGGAGCAUUGAAAAGAACUCCAUUCUCAAGGUUUAAGAGAGUGCACUCCAACUUCAAAUCACCUCUUCAAGUAACCGAGAGUGCUAAAGUUAGCCCUGCUGAGGAGGUGGCAGAGCUAGAGAGGAGGAGAGAGCAGUUGGACACAGAGAUAGCACAGCUGGAGGCUGAGGGAUGCAGAGUAGAGGAGCUGGAGCGUCAUAUUGAUAUGCUGCAUGAGUACAAUGACAUCAAAGACAUUGGACAGUCACUCCUGGGCCGUAUUGCUGCUGUGAGGGGGACCACCACACGAGAUCUCUACAGCCACUUUGGUCUGGAACUGGAUGACUGAAAAAAAUGAAAUUACAGCGGUGAGAGCGGUUUCUCAGCCGAAGGGGAGAGGGGCUUACAGAGAAAAGACCAAAGAACUUUUAGAUAGGAGAAUGGAUUUGGACUAAAGAUGUGACUGGAGGUGGAGCAGAGGUUUGCCAAUUUUCUCUGUGAUUUAGUUUCCACCUCCUUACAGAGAGAGAUUUCAACAGUGGGAUUGUGCAUGAUAAGAGGAGAAUGGCGCUGGCCCUGCAGACAGGCAUGAUAUUUCAGAAGCCCUCUGCAAAACCAUUAACUUAACGCUUUGUUUUGUUUUGACAAUUGAGCUCAUGUUAAUUUAAUUUGGAUGAGGGUAUGCAUGAUGCCUGCAAGAAUGUAAAUUACUUUUCUGACUUUGGUUUGUUAGUUACAGAAAAGGGGGAAUGCUAGACUGUUAACCAAAAGUGUAAAGUAUAGUGUACGAGCUCCUAGUAUAAUAUGCUUUGUAUGCUGACAAUAACAUGUAAUAAAUAACCACAGACA
This is a messenger RNA of Epinephelus lanceolatus (giant grouper), 997 nucleotides long. It is a transcript of the gene swi5, whose product is annotated as SWI5 homologous recombination repair protein. Gene Ontology annotation, cellular component: Swi5-Swi2 complex; Swi5-Sfr1 complex. The record is from RefSeq and is a predicted model, not a curated record. Lineage: Eukaryota; Metazoa; Chordata; Actinopteri; Perciformes; Serranidae. Gene Ontology annotation, biological process: double-strand break repair via homologous recombination.